AUGUCACCCGAUAUCAAACCUUUCUUACCCGCUCGACCUUCCGGACCGAUAUUCAUCGGGUUGAAUCUGUUGAGAUUGUUGAGUAUAGUAGCUUUGUUGUUAUGUCUCGCAGCGAACACUGUGACAAUGGCCGAUGACGUUAAAGCUAUCAAAGCUGCGUCUCACGUUCCUUCCUCAAACUCUACCAUGACCGCUACAUUAUCCGAUAUCGAUUGUGAUUAUAUCGAAUACUCUACUGUUCCCGAUCAAACAGGAGGAGCUUUCUGGUCAAUCUUGAAUAGAUUAUUCAUCAUAUUCGAAUGCCUUUUACUUACCUUCGCCGAGAUAGGAUUUCCUAAACGACUUUUCGAAGAAUUUAUUCCUAUACUAGGACCUGCUCACGGUGUCGGUUGUUUAGGUGUAUUCGAAGCUCUAAUCGGCGCUCAGGUGUUAUCACACUAUUGUGAUCUCUUCCCACAAGUUUCUAGCUGGCUUUUAUUCAUCAUUGGAUGUCUUAACAUGGUCGCUGGAAUCAUCUUUCGUUCUUCCGCUAAACAAAACCCUGGGGCGAGAUUCGGAGGGUUCGGAUUCGGGAAACAAGGAGAGAAACAAGCUGCCGAAAGAGGUUUCAAGAUUUCUCGUCCUCUUGAAAGUUUACCGAUGGAAGGCGUCGGUAUUUGA
Messenger RNA from Tremella mesenterica DSM 1558, 660 nucleotides. RefSeq lists its product as uncharacterized. Lineage: Eukaryota; Fungi; Basidiomycota; Tremellomycetes; Tremellales; Tremellaceae. The record is from RefSeq and is a predicted model, not a curated record. The coding region runs from base 1 to 660 and encodes 219 amino acids. The transcript is spliced from 7 exons.